AUGACGGACAUGGAGAGACUCCUCAGUUCAAUGAAGAAGGGAAAAGAUGGAGCUUGGAUUGGUCUGUUCUACCAAACAGAUGGUACUAGAACAUGGCAUUGGUCUCUGCCUGGAGUGGAGCUCAAUGAAAAGAGUAAGCAAAAUAAGAAAUUUCAAGUGAUAGAACAAAAGAAGACCUGGCUCAAAGCUCAGAGUUACUGCAGAGACAAACACACAGAUUUAGUCAGCGGUACAAACCAGCUCAAGGAUCCCCAACUCGAGAAAGAGAUCAAGUCCGUGAACACAUUUGUGUUUGUCGGCCUGUUCAGGGACGCCUGGCGCUGGUCAGAUGGAAGCAGUUUCUCUUUCAGACACUGGCAUGAAGAGUUUGAUGAUGAGCAGGAAAAUGACGAUAAAGUGAUCCUGAUCAAAGAGAAGAUGAACUGGGAGGACGCCUUGACCUACUGCAGAGAUCACCACCAUGACCUGGUCACCAUCACCAACAUGGAUGAUCAGAGAUGGAUCCAGGAGAAAGUCAAGAACGSAUCGACUGAUUAUGUCUGGAUGGGUCUGCGCUUCACCUGCACUCUGGAUUUCUGGUUCUGGGUCAGUGAUGAGGUGGUCAGCUAUCAGAACUGGGCUUUAGAUGGACCGAUGGACGACUGUCAGUGUUGUUUCAUGGACUGUCAGCUCUAUGAGUAUCACUACUUUAAUGAGAAUAAGACCUGGACUGAAGCUCAGCAGUACUGCAGAGAGAAACACACUGACCUGGUCACAGUGACUAACAUGAAGGACAUGAAGAGACUCAUCAACAUCUCAGCUGGAGAUCAGAGUGAAGCUUGGAUUGGUCUGUAUGAUCAAACACAUGGUACCAGAACAUGGUACUGGUCUCAAUCUGAAGUGGAGUUCAAUGAAAAAACAAAUGAAUCAAAGACAUUUCACUUGAUUCAAGAAGCAAAGACCUGGCUAGAAGCUCAGAGUUACUGCAGAAAGAAUCACACAGACCUGGUCAGUGGAACGAAGCAGCUACUGGACCAGCAGCUCAAAAAUGUAUGCAGCUCUGUAGGACAAAACCAGUAUAUACUUAACGGUUUAUUCAGAGACACCUGGAGGUGGUCAGAUGGAAGCAGUUUCUCUUUCAGACACUGGAAUCUGCAGUUUAACAAUCAGAGAAUCAACAGUGGUCAAUGUGCCGUGACUGUGUUUGAUGAUGAAGGCAGAUGGAGGAAUGAGAACUGCUCUGUGAGAAAACCCUUCAUCUGUUAUGAUGAUCAAGUGAUCCUGGUCAAAGAAAAUAUGAACUGGUCAAAAGCCUUAAACCACUGCAGAACUCACCACCAUGACCUGGUCACCAUCACCAACAUGGAUGAUCAGAGAUGGAUCCAGGAGAAAGUCAAGAAKGCAUCGACUGAUUAUGUCUGGAUGGGUUUGCGCUUCAAUUGUACUCUGAAUUUCUGGAUCUGGGUCUGUCCCGGGAUGACCACCUUUAACAUCUCAGAUGGAGCGACGGAUGACUGUAACAUAUCUGGCUGUAUGGAUGUCAGAGGACAACAUAGAUGGUUUGAUAAAAAUGCUUCAGAGGAGUUUAAUUUUAUCUGUAAGGUUUAAAUCUCACUAAAUGCUUUUACAAGAUUACUUGGUGUUUCUUGUUUUUAAAUUACUGACAGUAAAGUGUAAUUGCAGUUCUGGUAAGAACCAUACUUUUUUUAUAUUAUAUUGACCCAAAUGAUCACAUAGUUUGGUGGAAACUUUACACUUAAAGUACUCUAAACAAUUUGCUGUGAAGGUUUACAGUGAAAAUUAUAAUCAUGUUUUGGAGACUUUUAGUGAAAAGAUGUACAUGUGCAUUUUUCUGUAACACUCUGUUCUAUAACUGUUUUUAUCAUAGCAGGAGUGGGAUCAGUUUUCAA
This is a messenger RNA of Poecilia reticulata (guppy), 1889 nucleotides long. NCBI's taxonomy places the organism in Eukaryota, Metazoa, Chordata, Actinopteri, Cyprinodontiformes, Poeciliidae. The record is from RefSeq and is a predicted model, not a curated record.